AUGUUACCAGAUAAUAAGGACAUAAGGACAUCUCUUAUUCCUACAUCUAGGUCCGAAAUUGGACUCAAUAAAAGCUAGACCUAACCCAAAAGCAGGAGGUUUACUAAUAUGUUAGGAUCUAGUUUAGCACUUAAGGUACUAAAAGAAUUCGAAUACAGAGAGAAGUACAUGAAGCCUACCUUGUGGAACAAAAUCAAACUUUUUUUUGCAAACAUCUAUGAAACUUUUCUGAUAAUAGUAGGUCUCGCACUCUCAAUUUAUCAAGACGAUCUUUCUUCUUUCAUCUACUAGUUAUUGAUGCUUUCAGUGCUUUACUUCUCUAAAUGGGAUAAUGGUAUUUACACCAACAUCUAAAAGAAGAUAUGCAUUGGAACUUUGGCUGCACUCAUCUCCUUCAUGAUCUUCAAGUAUUUCUAUAUGGGGUAUCUUGAACCUACAUUAACUGAAACAUUCUAAGAUAUAAGGGAUGAUCUAAAAGUACUUGGUUAUGGAAUAAUCAAAUAAACGGAUGGAAAAGUGAUAUUUGAUAAAUGGUCAACUUUUGAAUUUGAGAUCUUCUCUUCCAUCGUUUGCAUCCUAUUAAUCACUUACUAUAAUGGGCAACUAUAACCAAACUUACUAUCUUACAAAUUUGUACACAUUCAUCACUCAGAAUUCUUAAAACAACACGAACUAAUCUACAAAAUAUUCUUCUUCUUUAUAAUCUCAGACACCUUCUUCUCUCAUACCAUUAUUCAAAUGAUCGUAUCAGAUUAAAAAAACAGCGCAAGAUUCACAUAGAUUUCCGUUUCUUUUGUUGUCAAUCUUCUCAGAUUCCAGCUAAUAAUGCUAGCUGUUUGCCAAGUCUAAUACUUGAUUGAUUGGAUAUUGACUGUACCAGGCCUUGCAAAAGGGUUGUUUAUAUCUGGACUCAUUCUAAAUGAGAAUCCACCACUUUACGCUGUGAUUCAUAUCUUUACAAUCUGCAUUAUAAUUGGCCUCGGUUCACUUUAUUCAUCAACAGAAGUUAACUAUUAGCACUAUUAAGAUAAUGAAGAGGGGUAUCAAGAUCCCAUUAACUAAGAAAAGAACGAAAAACUGGAAAAAGAAGUAGAAAAGAGUAAAAAGAGCAAUAACAAAAAGGAUGAUUAAGAUGAAGAGGCACCUAAACCUCAAAAAUUCAAUGCUUUUACUCACAUCAAAAACUUUGACUACAAAAAGUUCACAGAGAAUUAUGAGAGAGUCUUGAUCAUUUGGGCAAUCAGAAUACUAGCUGUAGUUUUCUGUUAUGCAUACCACGGCGCCCCAUCAAUGAUAUUACUUACUUGGGUUUUAUUCAGCUUCAUGUUCGAAAUUGAGCCUUUCUCCAAAUGCACAGUUUAUUUCUACCUUCCAGCAUUCUUUGUUGGAUUCUUCUACACAUACUUUAUUAAUAUCCCAGGUAUCUUCCUAACAUAUGAUGGAGAUAAAUAGAUUAUCUUGAAUCAAGAUAUCUAUAAUACUUUUGGAAGGCCUUUUAAAUUUCCAGUAAUUGAAACAGCUGGUCUCACUCUUAACCUUAUCUGCCUUAUAUUUUUACUGAGAGAGACAUCAUCAGAGUAAAACCAAGGAUUCUAAAAUAAAGAGAUAAAGAAGAGUAUCUUCGAAAAAUUGACUGACUAUCAUUCAUUAUUCCUGUGGCAACUACUCUUCUAUGUAAUGAAGCGUCUUCAUAUUUUUGUACUCUGCUUGAUAUUCUACUUUGGAAUGAGAGAACUUAACAUUUACUACAUUGGUCUAAUGUACUUCUUUGUCAUGUAUGUAUCGAGUCUCGCAACUUACAGAAAGAGCGGAUAAGUCUUAGUUUUUUAUGCUGCAUUCUUCAUUUGGAUCUAAUAUUUCUGGUCUUUGAUUUAGAAAAGCUUUGUUGAUUAAACAAGUUUUAUCUAUAAGAUUUUUAUGAUGCUAACAUUUUAGAAAUAUGAUGAGCCAAAGGAAGAACUUGGUAAUUUUGGAAAGUAUCUUGAAUAUGGCAUUCCAGUUGGACAAUGGGUUAUAUUCAUUCUUUAGGUUCUAAUCUCUUAUGUGAAUGGAUUCUUCAAACCAGAAUCUUUUAAAGCUCAUGCAGUUGACGGAUCAGGAGAUAAAACCUAUAAUUCAAUGUCUGAUCACUAUGAGGACAAAUGUGACUUCGUCCUCAGAAAGAAGUUCCCAGGAACAGCUAGAUUACUCAUUAGAUUUAGAAUAAUCUUUUCAGAGAUGAUGAUUAUUAGUAUCCUUAUCACCUAAGGCUUCAUUUUAGUGCUUUAACCACCAAAUCUUAUGUUCUGGGGAUUUUUAAUCUUUAGUUUAACUCUUUAAACUGCAGUUGUUAGUGCCUCAGAUGAAGAAGAAGGCAUUCUAAAAAGAUGUGCAACAUAAAGUAUGGUCUUGAAGAUCUACUCAGGCUUUGUUUUGAUUGCCUAGAUUGCUUAUCAUUUCAUUAAUGAUAAGGCAUUUCUCGCUUAAUAUGGUUUUGAUGAAAUUCUCAACUACAUCCUUGGAGACCUAAAUGAAUACAUGACUAUUAUAGGUUUUGAAAACUAUUAAAACUCAACCAGAAGUAUCUUUGCAAUUUUUGUCAGCUAAAUUCUUUUCUACAUUACUGCUUGCAUUCUAGAAGAUUAUUUUAGAGAAAAAUUAAAAGAAAUUGAAGAUGCUAAAAAAGUAAGUUAAUAACUUCUUUAAAAAGCAGCUUCUGCUAUUAAGAAAACAAAUGAAAAUGAUUAAGAAUAAGAAUAAGAUGGAAAAUAGAAACAGGAUAAUAGUAUAAAAUUUGAUGAAUUAAAGAGCAGUGCAAUGCAACGAUUAGACACAUAAGCAAAAGAGAGUCUCUUUUUAACACCAGUUGAAAAAGUUAAAUACGAUUAUGAAAUUAUUAGAUUUACAAUUCCAUUUAUGAUUUAUCAAAGACUAACCUCAUGGAGAAUUUUGGACUCAAUUGCAAUGAACUUCCAUUUAGUCACAGCCACAGUAACACUCAUUUUAUGUACAAAUUGGUAGAUCUCUCUAUUUAUGUCAUUCUACUUACUCUGUAAUGUGAUUUUAUGCAUUAGAGCAGCUAAAGAACUCCACAAAAAUGGUAAUAAAUACUAUUCAAGUUAAAAGAGAGAGGAUAAAUUAGAUAGUCCCUAACAAAGAGAGUCAAAUAUUUCUAAUAAUAAUUAAAAAUUGAUGGCUGAAUCUUCUAAAUUUGAGGAUAUUGAUAUAAAUUAGGCUCAUUAAACCAAUAAAAGCUAUAUGAGGGAUGCUAGUAAGGUACUUCACACAGUAAGAGAAGAGUAAUGGACAUUCCAGUAUUGGCUUCUAAUCAUUUCUAUGAUUAUAAUGUACCCUACCCCAAUUCUGACAGAUCUCAAGUUAAAAAUGACUCCAUCUUAAUAAGUUUUAACAAAUGAUGCUAUAUUCUGGUUAUUUUGGGGAGGUGUCUACAUUUCACCAGAGGAUGUUAAUAAUAUUAGAAACCAUGCUCCUUUGUAUGUGAUGCUUAUUUUACUUAUCUUUGAGAAAUCAGCUUAAAGAUGGUUAUUAAAUAGAUAUGGUUGCACUUUAGAAAAGGUAAAGCAAUUCAAGACUUUAGAAGAAAAACUUUAAAUUAUAAAGGAUGAUGGACUAACUGAAUAGAGCAGAGACCCAAUAGAACCAAAAUAGAAGGAGCCUAUUGAUUAGAAGCCUAUUGAUUAGAAGCCUAUUGAUAAGAAUCCUAUUGAUUAGAAUUCUGAAAUUGAUAAGCAAUAGACGCCUGUUACAGAUAAAUUUAUUACAAUUAUGGAAGCAAAGUAAGCAUGUGAGAAGAUAGAAUCUCAGUAUCGCAUAAAUACUUCAGAAGUAGAAGAAAGAAGGCUUAAAGACUAGUUAGUACUUGCUAUUUAAAGAAAGUACAGUAUGAAAGUUAGAUCUGGUAUGAAAUUCCUGAUGGAGCAGUUGAGUCUUUAAUUACUUCUGCUAUCUUGCGCUAAUAAAAGUAAUAUUGUUAGUAUUCUUUAUCUUGGACUUCUCUUGAUGUUCCUAUUGAUUAAAAACAAGACAACAGGUAUGCUUUACCUCUCUUAUAUUUUUGGAACUACUCUUGCUCUUGAGUAUUUAAUUUCUCUAACAAAUUUUACAAGCUUGGUUAAUCCAAUGCCAUUCCCAUCUCCAUAUAAUGAAGGAUAUCCAAGCAAAGAAUUUCCUUAAGGAUAAUUUAUCUUCCCAUGGUUCCUUAAGGUAGAUUUUCUCAGAAAUAAUCUCUAGUGGACUAAUUUCUUCAGUAUUGACCUUUAAUCUGCACAAGUUAAUGACAUCUGGUUUGAUUUCGCAAAUUUGGUGAUUCUUACAAUUUAUUUCUUCAACUUUGGGAAUCCUAUAACAGCUAACAACAUUAAGGUUAGUUUUAGUAAAACAAGAGUAUUAGAAGAUAGCUUAAGAGAAUAUUCUAAAAUUUAAAAGAUUAAAAAAUAUAUUCUUAAAAAUCCAAAAAAGAAGCAAAUUUAAUCAGAAUUAAUUGAUACUUCAAUAGUACUAUAAGACAAGAAAAAUUCAAUAAAUCAUUACGAUGAUUAUGAUAUUGAUUAUGAAAAUCUUUCAGCGAAAGCUGCUGAUGAUAGCAUGGAGGAAUUUCUCGGUUCAACUUAUUAUCUAUCGGAGCUCAAGAGAUCAACUUUCAUAUACACAUUUCAUAAGAAGGCAAAGUACUUCUCUUUUAUAGGACUUUAAAUAGUUACCCUAAUAAUGACUUUCUUACUAGCUAUGCUUUGCAGAUCCCUAAUGUCCUUCGGCUAUAUGAUCAUGUGUAUUCCUCUCAUCUUGUAAAUUACAGACUUCUUUUAAUAAGCACUUGAUCCAAAACAAAAAAAUUCAUAAGAUAUGAACAUUGAAUGGAAACAUAAGGCUUACAUCACUGGACCCCUCAUGAUAUUUAGUUUUGUUGAUAUUGCUCUUUAAAUUUUAUGUCAGGCUCCAUUCUACUCAGGAGAUUAUUUCUAAAGAUAACUGGGUUUUGAUAAGGUAUAUAAAGUAAAUUAGGACAUAACUUUUAUGGGAAUGCUCUAUUCUGAUGGUCAAUACUAAUUUAUUAGUCUAGCUGAAGGUGGAUAAAGUUUAAUGUUCCUUAUUCUCAAGUCAAUUAAUUUGUUCUUUAUCUUCAUGUAAUCUAGAAUCUAUAACUCACCACUUUUCGAUCAAUUUGUUAGAGAGGAUUUAAGACAGCUCUUAAAACUUGCUAGUUCUUACAAAAAACUAGCUAUGACUUACAGAUACAAUAAUUGGAAACUCUAAAAGAUUGUUUCAGUUUAAGAAAAGAAGCAGGAAAUGAAUGAGGGAGUUGAAAAACUUAAAGUUAAAAUGUUUUAAUACAAAGUUGCACAAUAACAUCUAUUUAGCUUAUUACCACAAUACUCACUUUCAGAUAAUAAUAAAACUAAGCUAUUAGAUUAAUCUACAAAUUCAGUUAUUAAUACCAAUAAUGCCUAACAACUUCCUCCUAUUUAAGAAUCAGAUGCUGAACAUAUUCACGAUAUAGAAGCUUAAACUAAUAAAUCCAAGGGUGAAACUGGCUACAUUGGGGAUAACCAAACUCAAUCAUAAAUUGAUACCCAAAAUCAACGAGAAAUCGAUGAAUAAUUCUAAUUCACAACCCAAUAAGAUGAUUAGAAGAAACAACUAUAGUUAAAUAAUCCAUUCCGUCAUAGAGAAUACCCUCCUAUCCUUAAAUCUUUGCCAAAAUCAAAAGCAUCAUAGAAACUUCUUAUUCAACUUGCUUCAACUGGAUUUAAAUAUAAUCCAAAUUUACACGCUUCAUUGUUACAAAAGUAAUUUAACCUAAAUAUUGAAAAGAGAGAAGCUUUCAAAAACAUGAAAGCAUAAGUUGGUAGAUGUGGAAACUAUUAUCUAUGUAUCAGAAAGAGACAUGUUAAUCAAAUCUUAUUCAUUAAUAACAUUGAAGAUGCUUAAGAUGUAAAAAAGAGAAUGGAAAAAGGAAACAGGGAUAUUGAUUGUGAUCUUGAAAUUGUUAUGAAGAAAGAUAUUGAAAAAUUCUAUCAAAAGAGACAAAAUCAAAUUAAUGAUGAGAAUGAAAUCAUUUUAAAUGAAAAACUACAAAGAUUCUUAGAAAAUUCGAAAAGAAAAAUUGAUGCCACCCUUAAGGAGACCUUAUUUUCAUUCAAAUAGACCAAGAGUAAGGCUGAUUAAGAAAAAAUAAAGUAGCUACAGGAAGAAAAGAGAAUACUUGAUAUUGAACAUGAUGAUUUAGGAGAUAACUAACUGAAUUAAAAAUUAACAAGCAAAAAAAUGACUUAAAAGACCAGAAAGAGACUCGGAAUUAAGGAUGAAGAUUAAAUUGAUUUCAAAUAAAUGCCUGAAACUAUUUCAUUCCUAAGAUGUUCAAACAUUUUGCUGUCUUUGAUUGGUGCUUGUCUAGAAGCCAUUUUCAGUAAAAUGGCCACAAUAGCCUACAUUUUUAUGAUUCUCAGUUAGAUUCUUAAUGCAGGACUUAUUUCUAUCUUUUUACCUUUUGCUGUAUUCGGUUAUGCUUUAAUGGAGGAGGGUAGACCAGGUAAAUACUUCUGGGCUAUUAUCAAGAAAUAUGUACUUUUUAUCCUUUUUAUGAAAUUUAUCAUCAAUCUUGACUUCUUAUAUGAUAACAAAGAGUUGGUAAAUUCAUACAUUGCUGUUUCUAAUUGGCUACUAUUUGGUCUCUGGAGAGAAGAUGGUAUAUGGCACUUCUUCUUAUAUGUGCUACCAGAAAUUAUAAUUCUUACUGCUAUAAUGGGACAAAAUUAUUAUGAAAUCCUUCUUGGUCUAUAUGACUCGAAAGAAACUGAGAUUGAGAAUAUUUAUGAUGCUAGAGAAAGAUAUUACAAGUAAUAUUCACUAGAUGAUAGGGUUGUGAACACCUCUCUAAAAAAAGAGGAUAAAAAGAAACAGCUUGAUGAGCAAGAUUAAGAAGAGAGCAAGAUUACUGAAAAGGAGAUCUAAGCCCAUGAAUUUUAGGAGAUAAAGAAAUCAUUAAAGAAAGCAUUUAAAGAACUUGAAGAACAAAACUCAAAAGGUCUGCAAUCUACUCUUCCCAUAGAAUUGAAGGCAAAAUCUGAUCUUAGUCUUGAUAAUAGCAGUGCUUAAAGGAUGAGAAAAGAGCUUUUUGAUGAUAUGGAUUAGGAUAUAUUGAAUAACAAAAAUCUAGAAAGAAAAGAAACUAUGAUUGAUGACCCAGAAGAACUUAGAAAGCAUGUUAAAGAACUUGUUAAGAAGAGACCUGAAAAUUAAGGUUUGGUUAGAAACUACUUUGGUAAAAAGAACUACUUUAAAAGACUAUUCCCUAAGAUCAAAGAGUAAAAGCCAGGUAUUGAUUUCUACGGAAAGAUUACCUUCGUCCAAUUCGUUAUUUGUAUCUAUCUUAUCUCUUAUUACACUAAAUUGGAUGCUAGAGGAACUUAAAACCUUGAAAACUCAAGCUAAUUCUCAAUUUACAUGGUUAUCAUGCUCUUCAUUCAAGUUUUUGUAAUGAUUUUGGAGAGAUAUAUCAGUAGAACAAAUACAAGAGUCAAUAUUGAAAAGGCAAGAAAGAUAGAUAGGAGAGAAAAAGAAACAUAAGUAACCUAAAAAUCUAGUGUUGUAGGAUCAAAGCCUACACUUGUUGAAGGAGAUGAAUCACAUACUGUUAAACCUAUUGAGAUAAAGUUACAAAAUACUAGAAUGACUAAUUAACAAGUUUCUAAAUGGGUUAUCCAAUGGGUAUUGCUUAUUCUUUAUCAUGCUCUUGUAUUUUGGAUCUUCCCAUUAUCAAGUAAUGAUGCUAUUUACGGUACUCCAUAUUGUGAUAAAUUAUCGAAUUUAUAUGAAAAGUACGGAUGUUUAAGCUUCAAGUAAAAUUGGUACUUGAUUAUCUUUUAUUGCAUCUUCUGCUAUUACUUUAUGCUUUCAGCUCUCUAAAUUAGAUAUGGUUAUCCUGAUUACAAAGAGCCCAGUUCUUUGACAUCUACUAAUGGUCUUGGACCAGUUCUUGCUUAUAGAGUGUUCUACAACUUACCCUUCAUUUUUGAACUUAAAAUCAUUCUUGAUUGGUGCUUCUAAAAGACCUCAUUAGAUAUUUUCCAAUGGCUUGAACUUGCUGAAAUUGAUUCAGAGCUCUACUUCUUCAAGAACGGAAAUAAAGGAUAUUACGAGAGAAAGCUAGGAUCAAGGAUUGUCAGGUUUGAAAAAUGUCUUUGUGGUUGCUUCUGUCUAGGCGUUAUCUUGUUCUUCUUAGUUGGACCAUUCCUUAUGUUCAGUAAUCUCAGCUACAUCGCUGAUACUAACAUGGUUAAAGAUGCCUUUGUUGAUUUCCAAAUAAAGAUUGAAGACAGAUUAAAGUAGGAAACCUAUGAAUUCCCUAUUUUCUAAACUGACAACCCACUAAGUCUACAUGAAAUGGGAGAGAAGGAAUUCUACAGUCUUGAUUAUGCAAGAUUACCAGAAACAAAAUUCUUUGAACCAAGUCAAGUCCAAAAGAUUGUUAUGAAAAAUUCUUCGGAUACUGAAUGGCCAGUCUCAGGUGACUACAGAAGUCUAUUUAAAGAUCUUAUCGCAUAAUCAGCUCAUGGAUCAGAUCAUUUAAUUACUACUCUUGAAUUUUCAUUCAGUUUCACUAGACCAGGUCCAGCAGAAGCUCCUGUUGCAGCUGGAAAGCAAGAAAGAGUUAUCGACUUGAAGAAAAUAGGUGAUAGGGAAGUAAUCAAGCAAUUACAUUAAGCAAUGCUAAUCGAUUGUAAAGCAAACCCAGAUGAUAUCAAGAAUGUCUAUAUUGAUGACUUUAUACCUUACUAACUAAGACUCGGAGAAAAGAAGGAAGUUAUUGACCUGAAUCUCUAGAGAGAAAAUGUCACUCUUUCAUUCUCAUGCCAAAAUUACUGGGCAUUUAAUGUCAACCUUCAAGGACUUCUAUUCAUUACAUUCUCAGAUUUGAUAUCUUCUAACUUCUUCGAUGCUACAUCCAUCAUGGGAUUCUAUUUGGGAGUCGCAGUUAUUGUUGGUUAGACUCUUCGUAAAAUUGUGGUCUUCAACGCAGACAGAAUCUUUAUCACUGAAAUUCCAGACCCUGAUCCAAUCAGAAACCUCGUUAGAUGUAUUUACAUGCAGAGAUUACAACAAAAUCUUGAGCAAGAGGAAGAGUUAUUCUUCAUACUUCUGGAGUUACUCCGGUCUCCGGAGAUGAUAAAUAAGGUCUGUUCAUCUUGUCUGAGGACAGACCUUAUCAAAAACCCCAAAUAGAGGGAAAGACUACAAAUCCCAAAGACAGCUCAACUUGCAAGCGCUUGA
Molecule: messenger RNA, 9270 nt
Organism: Stylonychia lemnae
Lineage: Eukaryota; Ciliophora; Spirotrichea; Sporadotrichida; Oxytrichidae
Source: the annotation of a GenBank genome assembly